Molecule: messenger RNA, 2567 nt
Organism: Nanorana parkeri
Lineage: Eukaryota; Metazoa; Chordata; Amphibia; Anura; Dicroglossidae
Gene: HAS2
Product: hyaluronan synthase 2
Exons: 4
Coding region: 102-1760 (552 amino acids)
Biological process (GO): hyaluronan biosynthetic process; extracellular matrix assembly
Molecular function (GO): hyaluronan synthase activity
Source: RefSeq, a predicted model, not a curated record
GCUGAGCAUACUUCAUCUGUUAUAUUACCUCAGUGUUGGAAACUGUUUGCUGAAGAAGACCACACAAAGCCUGUGACCACCGGAACCGUGGGAGACUCAAGAUGCAUUGUGAACGAUUUAUAUGCAUCCUAAGAAUAAUUGGAACAACCCUCUUCGGAGUGUCCCUCCUACUAGGAAUUACGGCUGCUUAUAUCGUAGGGUAUCAGUUUAUCCAAACAGACAAUUACUACUUCUCUUUUGGACUGUACGGUGCAAUCUUAGCCCUCCACCUCCUUAUCCAAAGCCUCUUCGCUUACUUAGAGCACAGGAAAAUGAAACGUUCCCUGGAGACCCCUAUAAAACUGAACAAGUCCGUCGCCCUAUGUAUUGCUGCAUAUCAAGAGGAUCCUGACUACUUACGAAAAUGUUUACUAUCCGUCAAACGGCUAACCUACCCCGGAAUGAAAGUCAUCAUGGUCAUCGACGGCAACUCCGAAGACGACGUCUACAUGAUGGAUACUUUUAGCGAGAUCAUGGGCAGCGACCUAAGCGCCACUUACAUCUGGAAAAAUAACUUCCACGAAAAGGGCCCCGGGGAGACGGAGCAAUCGCACAAAGAGAGCAUGCAACACGUUACACAAUUGGUGCUCAGCAACCGAUACACUUGCAUCAUGCAGAAGUGGAAUGGGAAGAGAGAAGUGAUGUACACGGCAUUCAAAGCACUGGGGAGAAGCGUGGAUUAUGUGCAGGUCUGUGACUCUGACACUGUGCUUGAUCCAGCAUCAUCUGUGGAGAUGGUGAAGGUUUUGGAGGAAGAUAUAAUGGUUGGAGGUGUUGGAGGAGAUGUACAGAUUUUAAACAAAUAUGACUCAUGGAUCUCCUUCUUGAGUAGUGUGAGAUACUGGAUGGCUUUCAACAUCGAGAGAGCUUGUCAGUCCUACUUUGGGUGUGUACAGUGCAUAAGUGGACCUCUCGGAAUGUAUAGAAAUUCACUACUACAUGAAUUUAUAGAAGAUUGGUACAAUCAAGAAUUUAUGGGCUCCCAGUGUAGCUUUGGAGAUGACAGGCAUCUAACUAACCGGGUCUUGAGUCUUGGCUUUGCAACCAAAUAUACAGCACGGUCUAAGUGCCUUACGGAAACACCUACUGAGUAUCUAAGGUGGCUUAACCAGCAGACCCGUUGGAGCAAGUCCUACUUCCGGGAAUGGCUGUACAAUUCUAUGUGGUUCCACAAGCAUCAUCUGUGGAUGACCUACGAAGCUGUGAUUACCGGUUUCUUUCCUUUCUUCUUAAUUGCAACAGUCAUCCAGCUGUUCUACCGGGGACGUAUAUGGAAUAUUCUACUCUUCCUGUUGACCGUGCAGUUUGUUGGCCUUAUCAAGUCUUCCUUUGCCAGUGCACUCCGGGGGAAUAUAGUAAUGGUUUUCAUGUCUCUUUACUCGGUCUUGUACAUGUCCAGUUUACUACCAGCAAAGAUGUUUGCUAUCGCCACCAUCAACAAGGCCGGGUGGGGCACUUCAGGUAGAAAAACUGUUGUCGUCAACUUUAUAGGGUUGAUUCCUAUAACCGUAUGGUUUACAAUCCUCUCGGGUGGAGUCUUCUACACUAUAUGGAAGGAAACAAGAAAGCCAUUUGCAGAAUCUGAACAGACGGUUCUCAUCAUUGGUGCAAUACUUUACGCGUGCUACUGGGUGAUGUUGUUGACUUUAUACGUGUCUAUGAUUACAAAGUGUGGCAAGCGGAAGAAAGAACAGCAAUAUGACAUGGUACUUGACGUAUGAUGAUCACUUACCUACAAAGUGUGCAAACCUAUCAGACAUUCUGAAAUAAAAAAAGCCUUAAGAGACUUAGAAUUCUUAGAAGUAUUAUGGACAUAAAGUCAUGUCUUGAAGGAAAAUGCAACACUGCUGCUGGGACUUACACAAACACUAUUUGUGACUUGUUGUCAUGCAUCCAAAGCAAAAAAAUAGAAAACGUUCGAGAAAAUGAACACAACUUUAUACUAGGCCUCGCCUUGUUUUGGCGAAGCCAUUUUAUUAUGCACUUUUUUUCGAUUGUGCAUAUGCCUGACAGUGUUAUGUUCUGUAUACCUCACUGGUCAUGCUUAUGUCGUGGUGAACAAAGCCUUCUGAAAUAUUUUUAGGCCUACAGGAUCUUUUCUAAAUGUGUAUUUUUCCUCUGGAAAAGUUCCUUGAAAGUGGGCCAAUAGGCUCUAGCAAUAAAGGACAACAUUAUUUAUAAACUUUGUUUUUUAAAGUUCUUUUUUAAAUUUUAUUUUAUUUUUUAUUUUCUUAGUUUUUUUGGUUUCACGGAUGGCCUCGUGGCCAUCAGUUUAUAAAUGUCAGACGUGCUUUAAGUACAAGCACGGUGGAAUGCUGUAUUUUUAUAUUAUUGAAUUAAUUAUGUUUUUUAUUUGUAUGCCAAUGUUUAAAAAAAAUGCAUAUUUUAUAUUUUACUUAUCUGAUAAAUAAUUUGGUUCUCUAUUCUUUUUAAAAUGUGUUUUAAAUUUUUUUAUUUUAACUGAUACUGGUCAAAAUGUGAAGCUUUAUAACAGUUCAUAUUGUUCACCAACAAAUGAAUAAAAUAAU